CUCACGUCUGCAUCAAGCUUCAGAUACGUGCGUGUGUGCCUUAAGGUCGUCGUUGUUGGGUAUAUUUACGUUCCCACAUGUGUCGCUAAUCGUUAAGUAAACCAUAGUGCUGCUAGUGUAAAUUAGGAGAGAGAAAUUGUGUACCUCUGAUGUAAGUUACCUCGUCGAAUUUGUUGAUCUAAGGCUGCUUGGACAUCACUCCGCACGCAGUUUCAAAGUUCUGUACGACACAAGCACAUCAGAAGCGCACUUCAAGGCACUACUCAUUGUUGCAAGCAUGUCUGGGGAUGCAUCUGCAGAAGACGUCGAGCUUAGUGACGUCCUCAAGAAAGGGCUCCGUGCGAGCACAGACGCCAAUGCCUGCCCGGGCACCGUUGGCGACGUCUUAGCCGGUGCCCUAAGGUUGGAGUACAAGCCCGACCUCACAAUAGACGAAGCCAGAGUUCUGCGGCGAGCUUUCAGCACCGAGGGCUUCGUCAAGCACUUGAAGCUCUCUGGAUUGCCGUUGGACGUCUGCAAGGUUGUUCUGGAAGGCCUUGACGAGUCCUCGUCACUCGAGGAACUGGAACUAUUCAACAUUGAAAGCAACGACGAGGAUUUCACGCUGAACCUGUCAGGGAUCUUUGACAACCUUCGUGUGCUGCGCCUGUCAUGCAGCGAUAUUGACGACCAGUUCGCUAUGGACGUCGCGUUCUUCUUGCAAGACAACACUCGCUUGGAAGAGCUCAGCCUGUGCUACAGUGACAUCAGUGACGAUGGGGCCACUUCGCUCGCAGAGUCGCUCGCGAUAAAUAGCACGCUCAGAAAAGUAGUACUCGCCAACAACGCCCUCACCUCCCGCACCCUCAUCGCCUUCGCGGAGGCGCUCACCGUCAACACGACUAUCGAGAUGGUAGACAUCUUCGAAGUGGACAUGGAGGAGGAAGAUGUCGCAGUCCUGUUCCUGGACGGCAGGUAUGCGGACAUCUUCAAGAGAAUGUACAUCUUGUGGAAGGAGGACUUCCUUCCGCAGCUGACCAGGCUGCUACGGGAGGACAGACACUGCACAGACGUUUCCAUUGAAGUAACAAAUUCAGUGCCGGAAGGGCACCUGUUGGAGUUCUUCGACGCUGUUGCGAAUAACGUGACCGUGCGAACGCUGCACAUCAACCCAAGCGGGGACAAAGCUUUCGGAGCUCUCACCGAUGGUCUUGUGUCCGUCUUGGAGCGAACCACGACUCUCACUCGCAUUAAGAACUUGAUGUCCGUGGACAGGACCGACGAUACGCUGGUGAUCCGGGUACUGGACGCCCUGCGGGAUAACCGGUCGGUGACAACGCUCGCCAUGUGCGCGGAGCAGCUGACACCUCUGAUCGCAGCGUCCCUCUCGGAACUUCUGGCCACCAAUGACGUCUUGAACGACAUCAGCAUCUGCGACGACUUGGAAGUAAGGAGCGAAGAGCUCGUCGUCAUACUGGAGGGCCUCAGGAAGAACUACACGGUGACGCAUCUCAUGGUGGCGUGUGAUCCGGAUGAGGACGUUGAAGGUGUGUCUGAGAUGGCAGAGCUCCUGGACAGGAACGUGCGUCUUCUAGACAGAGCAGUCGAGUUUGUCAGAGCGGGAAGCAGUGGCAUCGAAGAUGAGGAAGGUGCAGAUGCUCUCAAAAAAGUGCACUGUAGCGCGUCCCUUGUUGAGAAGCUGCAAAAGUUCACCGGAAAGACGAAGGAAGAUGUGAUGGCUGAUAUAGAGGCCGCGCUUAGCGGUGCUCAGUGCUGAACUGUUCCAGACUCCAAUGUCAUUCGCUUGCCCUCAAGAUAUAUCAGCGCAGCUUACUAUGUAAAUAUGCUACUUACGGUGCAUGGGGAUCGCUAAAUAGUGCGCAAAAUUGGCAUUACUUUCGUAAUAAAUUAUGUGAAGUACAACCUUAUGCAAGAAGAAGCGUUUACACCUAUAUUUUUUCUUAAAUAUUAUGCACAUCCAAGGUGCUGCACUAUUUAAAGGCAAUAUUUGCUUUUAAAAAUCCCUCACUUGCAAGACACUGGCAGAAUAAAUGCUAUUCAAAGCAAA
Rhipicephalus microplus (southern cattle tick) is the source of this 2047-nucleotide messenger RNA. RefSeq lists its product as uncharacterized. The record is from RefSeq and is a predicted model, not a curated record. NCBI's taxonomy places the organism in Eukaryota, Metazoa, Arthropoda, Arachnida, Ixodida, Ixodidae.